GGCAGAUAUCCCAUAUCAGAGCAAAACAAUUCACCAUGGCCAUAUCACCUGCAGCCGUGGCUGGACCUAGCCGCCCUGUGGAUCCAAUAUUGCAGACCAUAGUGGAGACGAACACCUUUGAGUGCGACUGGGAGACUCUCAAAGAUCAUUUGACAUCCUCCUUGAUAUCCACUGUACCCCUGUUCCUCUCUCAGAGACCUAGGAAAGCCUAUGUUCAUCCAGGAGGCACGAAUCUCCGUCCAGUUGAUAUUCGGGCCGCUUCUCCAUCCCCUGCGAGAGAAAGCUCGCGCCUGGAUACUGCGCCUCCAUCUGAUUCUCUCCUCUUAUCACCUGAUCAUCCGACGACCGAUCUGGAUCCACCCCUCCCAUCAUUCGGAUCAUCUACUGAAAUCAAUGGACUCAAUGGCGGCACUGGAUCAGGAUCAAGUGGAGGAGUAGGAGAAGGAGGAGCAGAAGAUGAUCCCGCAUCAUCACCUAAUGGGAUGGGACUCUCAUCAUCUUAUGACAGUAUAGAAUUCAAACCUUCUACAGUUGGAGGAUUGAUCAUACCUCCUUUCCCACCUCUCGACCCCAACCGAAAGAGAUCAGAGGGUUCUCUACCGCCACUUGGAAGCGUAGGCACUGCUGGUACCAUCAAAGCCAAUGGACACGCUAAUCGAUUCGAGGAAGAUUGGGACGAAGAGGUCGUCAUCGGCGGUAAGAAAUUACCUGAAUGGAUGGAUGAGGUGGAAGGGAAAGAAGAAGUCGAGAGGUUGAUAAACAUCUUGGAUGAAAUGGAAGAUCCCCCAUUUACCAUCCAACGUAUUGCCGAACUCUUGGUCUCACCGACUCGGAUUCACACAUCCCUGGGUAAAUUCCUCCGAGCCAUUGAAAAGUCUCUCCUCGUCACUUCAUCUUGGGAACCUCCCUCCUACAUCCCCAUGCCAAUGUCUCUCAUCGCACCGACGGAACCUGUCUUUUCGGCCGCGUCUUCCUCUGCAUCACCCGCUCGAUCUACGAUAAGUCUAGACGACGAAGAAUCCAUGAUGCCACGUGGGAGCGCGACACCCAUGUUCUCCCCUAUCACCUUCUUCCGUGAAGAAUCGACGGAUGGAGAUAUGGAGGUGGAUUUGUCUGAGCCCAUGACUGGCCAACCUGGAGAAGAUCAUCAGGCUGUACGAGCAGAAGAUGGGUUGAUGAGUCCUUUGCUGCUUGGUGAUGAGAGUCCGAAGCCGAAUGAUGGACCUGCAUCGGGAGAGAAUGUAGAUGGCGGAUUCAAGUUUGCUCCAGCACCUCAAGUCAGGAGUCCGACGCCAGAGCCAGAACAAAGCCGCGGUGGUGGUGGAUCGAGCGCGAACCCGAAUGCCUUAUCCCUGUCCGGCAGCAUAUCUCUAGAAACAGGGGAAUCCUCAGACCCAGGGAACCAACCGUAUCUGGGUCGAGUCGAUGAACUGGAUACUGGACCAAUGGUAUCUGCUCCGGAACUAGAAGGGGAAACAGCUCGAGGAGCAGGCGAAGCUGGGAACAUGGUGCAACAUGGGAUGAGCGAUCGUCCUGUCCCGCUUAGCAGUACGACGGUUGUCAAGGACGAAGAGAGGAAGAUUGCGCCGAAGCCAAAGACCCUGGAGGAGAGAUUCACAUCGGGGUCAGGGGUUGAGGAAGAGAACGGCGAGAACAAGGCUGGCGAGGCUGAAGCAAAGGAUGAUUAAAAAUUCUACUUGGGGGUUGAUGGACUAGGUGCAACACGAUGACGGGCUGCUCGUCAGAUGAUGCCAGCUCCCUGGCAAUUCGGUCUCGUCAUCAUUGUAUGCAUAGAUCAGACAGGAAU
Molecule: messenger RNA, 1807 nt
Organism: Kockovaella imperatae
Lineage: Eukaryota; Fungi; Basidiomycota; Tremellomycetes; Tremellales; Cuniculitremaceae
Exons: 4
Coding region: 36-1688 (550 amino acids)
Biological process (GO): protein dephosphorylation
Cellular component (GO): nucleus; cytoplasm; protein phosphatase 4 complex
Molecular function (GO): protein phosphatase regulator activity
Source: RefSeq, a predicted model, not a curated record